AUUCUAUAUAUAUGAACAUAUUUUUACACCCAAAAAAGCCACAACUAAGAGAAUAUCAAAACAAACAUGGAUGCUCUAAAAAUUGUCUUUCUCUUUGCUCUUCUCGUUCCACUUUCAUCUGCCACACUUGUGGUUGAUUACUGUGUCGCAGAUUUCAAUUUUCCGGUUGGACCAGCAGGAUACCCUUGUAAAAAUCCUGCAACCCUUACUGCAGAUGACUUUGUUUUCUCGGGUUUGGGUGUCGCAGCUAACAGUACAACUACUCAAUUCAAUGCUAGUUCGGUUUUUGCAGUCGAUGUUACGUUCCCAGCCUUGAAUGGUCUAGGACUGUCCAUCGGACGCUUAGACAUUGGUGUAGGUGGAGCUGUUCCGAUUCACUCACACCGAGCAUCAGAAGUUAUUCUUGUAAGCGAGGGCACAAUAAUUGCUGGUUUUAUAGACACAAAUAACACGGCUUACUACAAAACAUUAAAUAAGGGGGAUAUUAUGAUUUUUCCACCUACAUUACUUCACUUUCAAGUUAACGUUGGUAAAUCUCCUGCUCUUGCUUAUGUUACGUUGAAUAGUGCAAGCCCAGGCUUUGAAAUCACUACUUUUGCUCUAGCUGGCAAUGAUUUUCCUAGUGAUUUGAUUCAGAAGAUAACAUUGGUUGAUACUGCACAAGUGAAGAAGUUGAAGAGAAUCUUUGGGGGUACUAAUUAGUAAUUCUAAUUCUAUUAUAUAUACAUAUAUGGUGUUUGGGCUAGCUUGUAUUUCAUUUAUGUUCUUAUAUAUAGUAUCUUAUAUACAUGCCAAGCUCAAAUUGAAUAAAAAAAAGAUGUACUGAUAUUCCUAUUUAUAUGAUGCUGAAAAAAAGCUACAAGAAAAAGAUAUAUUUUUCCUGUUUCAUU
Beta vulgaris subsp. vulgaris (sugar beet) is the source of this 890-nucleotide messenger RNA. Its product is annotated as auxin-binding protein ABP19a. Gene Ontology annotation, cellular component: cell wall. The record is from RefSeq and is a predicted model, not a curated record. The transcript has a single exon. Gene Ontology annotation, molecular function: manganese ion binding. Lineage: Eukaryota; Viridiplantae; Streptophyta; Magnoliopsida; Caryophyllales; Amaranthaceae. Bases 67 to 702 code for a protein of 211 amino acids.